AUGGACCGCGCAUCAGCCAACCAGCUCAUGCACGCCUCGUACCAGCUGCUCCUGGACAGUCGGCCGGCGGUGACCGUGGCCGCCAACGUGGCGGCGGCCGUGGCUCACGUCGGGUCCCAGUGCUACAGCGACGGGUCCCCCGCGUCCUCGCCGGACAGCGACCGCGACCUCGGCGACAUCAUCAUCAACAGCGGCGCCAACGCCGCCGCCGCCGCCAUCGCCGCCGCCCACGCCAAGGGGAAGCCGGUCAAGCGCCAGAGGUCGAGCUCCCCGGAGCUGCUGAGGUGCAAGAGGCGGCUCAGCUUCACGGGUUUGGGCUACUCGUUGCCUCAGCAGCAACCGGCGGCGGUGGCCCGACGCAACGAGCGGGAGAGGAACCGGGUCAAGUUGGUGAACAUGGGCUUCCAGACGCUGAGGCAACACGUGCCGAACGGGGCGGCCAACAAGAAGAUGAGCAAAGUGGAGACGCUGCGGUCGGCGGUGGAGUACAUCCGAGCCCUCCAGCAGCUGCUGGACGAGCACGACGCGGUGUCGGCCGCCUUCCCGGGCGGGGUGCCCUCGCCCACCCUGUCCCCCGCCUACUCCGCCACCGACCUGAACUCCAUCCCGGCCUCCCCGCUCUCCACCUACUCGUCCGAGGAAGGCAGCUACGAGGCGCUGAGCCCCGAGGAACAAGAGCUGCUCGACUUCACCAGCUGGUUUGACAGAUACUGAAGCGGAUCGUUACGGGGGAGGAAGGG
Callorhinchus milii (elephant shark) is the source of this 740-nucleotide messenger RNA. RefSeq names its product achaete-scute homolog 1-like. The record is from RefSeq and is a predicted model, not a curated record. Gene Ontology annotation, molecular function: DNA-binding transcription factor activity, RNA polymerase II-specific; protein dimerization activity; RNA polymerase II transcription regulatory region sequence-specific DNA binding. The transcript is spliced from 2 exons. The coding region runs from base 1 to 714 and encodes 237 amino acids. Lineage: Eukaryota; Metazoa; Chordata; Chondrichthyes; Chimaeriformes; Callorhinchidae. Gene Ontology annotation, biological process: developmental process; regulation of transcription by RNA polymerase II.